Messenger RNA from Geodia barretti, 783 nucleotides. Lineage: Eukaryota; Metazoa; Porifera; Demospongiae; Tetractinellida; Geodiidae. The record is from the annotation of a GenBank genome assembly.
AUGAUCCUGGCAAGAGACUCGUGGAAGAAUUCGCUGCCGGGGCCACGUCAUAACGCCUCACUUGCGCGGUGCAUAUCUGGGGCCCCUGGAUGCACAUCCGGGCGGUUUCCGAGCGGCGGCGGCGGCGGCGCCGCCAACGUGGCUGCCGGGGUAACCUUUGCUUCCCUGGGUACCGACCUGGGAGGGUCGGUGAGGCUGCCCGGCGCUUUCUGCGGCGUGGUCGGCCUGAAACAGACCUUUGGCCGGGUGAGUCAACGCGGACUCCUGGUAACCAGUUUCAACGGCGACCACAUUGGCCCGAUGACCCGAUCGGUGCGCGAUAGCGCGUUGGUUCUGCAGGCCAUUGCCGGCUACGACCCUCUUGACCCCAGCACCGUGCCGGUUCCGGUGGACGAUUACGCCCUGCUGGCCGACAGCGUGGUAACCCAUGAGCCAUUGAUCGCGUCCAACCGCGAGGACUACAGUCCCGACACGCUAUACCGCACUCUGGCCGGGCAAUUUGUGCUGGGCAGGGACUAUUCGAAGGCGCUGAAGGUUCAGCGAAUCAUCAAGGAAGAACACGCCAGGGUUCUGCAGGAAGUAGACUUCCUGGUAACCCCGACGACGCCCCUGCCGGCUCCCCGCAUCGACGCCGACACCAUCAUGAUCGGUGGUGAGCGUCAGAAGGUCAGGGGCCCCGGUUCCGGUUUGAUAUCGCGCAACACGAGCCCGAUGAACGCCACGGGGUUUCCGGCCAUCACGGUGCCCUGCGGCUUCAGCGACGUAGGCCUCCCCAUCGACUAA